GCUCUGGGAGGAGGGACGGUGCUUUGUGUACAUGGCCUUAGCCGUACAAUUAAUUCCCGUUCCGAUUACUGUGUAGACUGUCCCCGUCUGAGCAGACGUCGCCAGCGUGUCUUUGGAAGAAACCAGUUGGCAGCUUUCGGCAGACGGUCAGAGCGCUUCGUCCGGUUAUAAUACCCUUCGUUCUCGUUCGUUACAGCUACUAACACGGUUUCGACAACAGAAAGCCGACUAUUUGAAGCCACCCUGCAGCUAAAACCAUCUACAUUUGAGUAAUGGACUUGAAAUUUGAAGGCUCCGAGUGACGGAUUAAUGUAUAGACAUAGCUAGCCAGCUACCACGUUACAAAGCUGUGAAGUUGCACCAGGAGAAAGAGGAAAAAACAGUUAUUUGUAUCUGCAUAAAACAUUUGUAACAAGCCAGAUUUCCAGCAGGAAUGCCGGGCUUCGACUAUAAGUUUUUGGAGAAACCAAAGAGACGGUUCCAGUGUCCUUUAUGUAGUAAGACAAUGCGAGAACCCGUGCAGGUUUCUACCUGUGGACAUCGAUUCUGUGACACCUGUCUACAGGAAUUCCUAAGUGAGGGGGUCUUCAAGUGUCCUGAGGACCAGCUGCCCCUGGACUAUGCCAAGAUCUACCCCGACCCGGAGCUGGAGCAGCAGAUCAUGUCUCUGCCCAUCCGCUGCAUCCACAGCGAGGAGGGCUGCCGCUGGACCGGCCAGAUGAAGCAGCUGCAGGGCCACUUCUCCACCUGCGCCUUCAACGUGAUCCCCUGCCCCAACCGCUGUGCCGCCAAGCUGACCCGCCGUGACCUGCCCGACCACCUGCAGUACGACUGCGUCAAGCGCAAGGUCAAGUGCGAGUUCUGCGGCAACGAGUUCACCGGCGAGGCCUACGAGAACCACCAGGGCAUCUGUCCCCAGGAGAGUGUUUACUGCGAGAACAAGUGCGGUGCGCGCAUGAUGCGCAGACUCCUGUCCCAGCACAGCCUGGCCGAGUGUCCCAAGCGCACACAGCCCUGCAAGUACUGCGGCAAGGAGUUCGUCUUCGACACCAUCCAGAACCACCAGUACCAUUGCCCGCGGUUCCCGGUACAGUGCCCGAACCAGUGCGGCACGCCGAACAUCGCCCGGGAGGACCUGGCCGCCCACGUGAAGGAGAGCUGCUGCAGCGCCCUGGUGCUCUGCCCCUUCAAAGACGCGGGCUGCAAACACAGGUGCCCCAAGCUGGCGAUCGGCCGACACCUGGAGGACAGCACCAAGUCCCACCUGACCAUGAUGUGCAGCCUGGUGACCCGGCAGAGGCAGGAGAUCCUGGAGCUUCGCAGGGAGCUGGAGGAGCUGUCCGUCAGCCACGACGGCGUGCUCAUCUGGAAGCUGGCCGACUACGCCCGCCGGCUGCAGGAGUCCAAGCUGCGCAGCAACCACGAGUUCUUCAGCCCGCCCUUCUACUCCCACCGCUACGGCUAUAAGCUGCAGGUGUCGGCCUUCCUCAACGGCAACGGCAGCGGCGAAGGAACGCACCUGUCCAUCUACAUCCGGGUGCUGCCGGGCGAGUACGACAGCCUGCUGGAAUGGCCCUUCUCCUACAAGGUCACCUUCUCCAUCCUGGACCAGAGCGACCCCUCCCUGUCCAAGCCCCAGCACAUCACCGAGACCUUCAACCCCGACCCCAACUGGAAGAACUUCCAGAAGCCCUGCCCCAGCGCCCGCAACUCGCUGGACGAGAGCACACUGGGCUUCGGCUACCCCAAGUUCAUCUCCCACGAGGAGAUCAAGAAGAGGAACUACAUCCGAGACAACGCCAUCUUCCUCAAGGCCUCCAUAGACAUCCCCCAGAAGAUUAUCGCCUGA
Megalops cyprinoides (Indo-Pacific tarpon) is the source of this 1849-nucleotide messenger RNA. Its product is annotated as TNF receptor-associated factor 4-like. The transcript is spliced from 7 exons. Gene Ontology annotation, biological process: activation of NF-kappaB-inducing kinase activity; regulation of apoptotic process; positive regulation of JNK cascade. The record is from RefSeq and is a predicted model, not a curated record. Gene Ontology annotation, molecular function: protein binding; zinc ion binding. Bases 434 to 1849 code for a protein of 471 amino acids. NCBI's taxonomy places the organism in Eukaryota, Metazoa, Chordata, Actinopteri, Elopiformes, Megalopidae.